AUGAAGAGAAUAUAUGACCUCCUUAACGUCGAUUCAAAUGAGCUGCAACCGAUACCUAUACCGCUGUCAAUAUCAUCGAUACAUCAAACUGCAACUUACUCCCACUCCGGUACUGAUUCUCCAUUAAGCAGCGGCAGUAACUCGCUUGUAAACUCAAACUUUAGCAUAGCAAGCAGAUCCACGUCAACCUCAUUAAUAAAUCUUGCGUCGGCCUCGACUACGAAUUCGCCAUCAAGGCCGUCUUCAGCAACCCCAACGACAGCAGCAGCCUCAGCAGAAGCGACGGCAGCAGCAGCUGAAUGUAUACCCAAGACUAAAAUUAGCUCUAAGUACCUCAUUAACAAAAACAUCAUUAAAAUAGCCAUAAGGAGGAAGUCUGCCUCCAAGAAAUCUUCUAAACCAAUAUCAUUAGACUCACACUCAAAGCUUCAUUUGAAAUCUUUAGAAGCUGGAAUCAAAAUCAAACUCACGUUGGCGCCGUCGUUAAUUUCGUUGUACAAAAGUUUGACACCCAAUAUUAACGUCAAAUCCAUAAAAAUCGUAGAAUCUUCAUGUGGAUUCGGUGAAACAGCAUCCAAGUUUAACUCCGAGUUGAAUUCCAUUCCAUCGUCAUCACCUUCAUCGUCGUUGAAAUCUAAAAAUGUUCAAUUGGUGGAUAACAACCUCGUCAACUUAUCCAGCUUGUCAAAUAAAAUAUUGCAGACUUUCAGGAAGGAUUCUUUGGAUAGCCAAGUGAAAUACCCCAUCUAUAAUUGCCUUAAUACGGCCAUGCACUCUUUGUUUGGAGUAGAUGACUAUACGUUUAUCAGAGUGACUAGAUCCAGUAGUAAUACGCCAGAGGGAUCUACCCUUCUUAAGUUGGAAGCUGCGAACCCAGGUGACUACUGGUUGAUUGAUGAAGAGGAGUUCUAUGAGGAAAUGUUUUACAGCAUUGGUAAGAAAGAUGAUGUCCCUUCCAAUUUAUUCAUCAAGAAGAUUUUGGCACGUCCCAGAUACAAGGCAGAUAUGAAGAUUUAUGUUGUGCCUACGAGAUGCAUAACUUCAUUAUACGUAGACGAGAGAAUGUUGGAAAGAGAUCUUAUAAAGGGAGUGGUAGACCCAAAGAAAAUCAAUCAAAGGCCAAUAUUGACUACAUUUGAUUAUCACCCUCUUCUAAAGGAAAUAAACCACUUGAUAGAUCUAAGUAAUGAAAACAAGGACUAG
Dujonia railenensis is the source of this 1203-nucleotide messenger RNA. NCBI's taxonomy places the organism in Eukaryota, Fungi, Ascomycota, Pichiomycetes, Serinales, Debaryomycetaceae. The record is from the annotation of a GenBank genome assembly.